Molecule: messenger RNA, 879 nt
Organism: Schistocerca gregaria
Lineage: Eukaryota; Metazoa; Arthropoda; Insecta; Orthoptera; Acrididae
Exons: 5
Coding region: 65-538 (157 amino acids)
Source: RefSeq, a predicted model, not a curated record
GCCGCAGUCUUGCAGAGCACCCCGCGGGAAGGACUGGACGCUGCAGCUGUUCUUUGUCAAGGUGAUGACGUCAACGGUUGGUGUGCUGACAGCAGUGGUGGCAGCGAUCGCCCUGGCGACAGGCUCCUGGGUCCCGCCUGACGGGGACUCUGCCAGAGAUGUGGAGAACAGCAGUAUCCUGGAACCGGUCUUCAUACGGCGUCUCACCAUAGACGGCCUCCGGCAUCGAGACUAUGGCACCCGUGGGAAGCGGCGCAGCGGUGUGGUGUGCACGGACGUGGCCGGAGAACCCCGCAGGUGCUUCUACGAGGAACUCGUGGAGAUGCGCCGGCCUGAAGACGUGCUCAACGACCUGUUGUCCGCCAAAGGUGAUCGCCAACCGCUGGAGUCACACGAUGUAGGCAAGCGGCGGCGCACGCUGGAGUGCUACAUCGGCGGCCGGAUGGGCGGCUGCGACUACCAGGACAUCAAGCAGGCCCAGGGCGAGGACCAGCACCUCAACAGCAUCGACUCGCCAGGCAAGAGGGACCUCGACUGAACCACCGGACCGGCUCUUCGACCACUCUCCGUGUCCCCACCCCGUUUAUUGCUUCCGCGCUUCAAGGACACCAUGCCAAACUUGUCAACGACUUUCAUUCGUGGCCGUUAGACAGUACUCAGUGCAUUCUCUCAAGUUAACCUGCACUUACUUCUUCUACUUUACUGGUUAAACUUUUUACAUGGUUCUUUCGCAAGAUUACAGUUGCUUUAUGUAUGAACACUAAUUUCUAGGACGACUUUGUUCAGACACAUGUUCUCGGCCUGAUAAUAGUUAGCUGGCUAAGAGAGUGUAACAUCAGGAGGCUAAGCGUUUUUUUAUGGAACGUUCAGAUGUACAAU